GUGCUGCUGUGUGAGCGCUCACACGCUGAGAGCGAGUGAUGGGAGACAAACUCGGUCCCUGACGCGCGUUUCGCUCACCUGGCGAUAUUUUCACAGCGCGUUUCAGAUUUUUUUUGUUUCUGUCAGGAAUAAAACAUAUCAGUCUUAGACUCCAAGCUGAACUGGAGUUGAAGCAGGAGGUGGACGCUCGCCGUAGCUUCAAUUCAGUAUCAGUUUCCACACUGGCUAUUUGUGUUUGGGGAAAUUGCGCACCGAUUAUCCAGGAUUUGAAUCAUGGCAGAGGAGUGAGGCGCAUUUGCCAAAAUGAAUGUUAACUGGAAUAUAACUUUUUCACGGCGGUCCUAUGGAAUAUAGUCCGAUUUUACACAGCCUACAUGUUGUGCCACCAUCCCACGUGAAAAACAAACUCUUUGUUUUCUGCAUAAUGCUGUCUCUUUGGGUGUACAUGAUUUAUUGUUGUGUUGGCUACUGCUCAACUAUGCCAAACCUGACGUACGGCUCCCUGAGCAGGCACGAAAACAACGCAGAAGUUGACAAUCAGGAGUCCUCUCUCGGGGCUUCCAGGGACUUACUGAAUAACGAAAACGAUUUGGACAGCAGAGGAGAAGAGUGGGAUGACAUUAAAGGCGAGGCGAGGGCGUUAGAUGAUAAUGCCAUGUCAGGUUUCCUCAAUGAGUCGGAAAGUAAAAAGUUACCCCAGGCGAUCAUCAUCGGGGUGAAGAAAGGAGGGACCCGGGCGCUGCUGGAGUUUCUGCGCCUGCAUCCAGACAUCAGAGCGGUGGGGGCAGAGCCGCACUUCUUCGACCGCAACUACGACAAGGGACUGGAGUGGUACAGGGAAUUGAUGCCCAAGUCAUCAGAAGGCCAGAUGACCAUGGAGAAGACCCCCAGCUACUAUGUCACCAAGGAGGUCCCUGCUCGAAUCUACACCAUGUCUAAAGACACAAAACUCAUUAUAGUCGUACGAGAUCCAGUCACUCGGGCCAUCUCAGACUACACCCAGACACGCUCCAAGAAGCCGGACAUCCCGUCUUUUGAGAGCCUGACCUUUAAGAACAUGUCAGCAGGUCUGAUUGACACCACCUGGAGCGCUGUUCAAAUAGGCAUGUAUGCUAAGCACCUCGAGCGCUGGCUCCAGUACUUCCCCAUGGAGCAGCUGCUGUUUGUUAGCGGAGAGCGUCUGAUUAGCGACCCUGCAGGUGAGAUGGCUCGUGUCCAAGACUUUCUUGGACUCAGGAGGGUGGUCACGGAGAAGCAUUUCCACUUUAACCCAGCAAAGGGCUUCCCGUGCCUUAAGAGACCUGAGGGGAACAGUAAGCCACACUGCUUAGGCAAAACCAAAGGCAGAACCCAUCCUAAUAUUGACCCGGAAGUGGUGCAGAGGCUAAGGGACUUUUAUAAACCCUUUAAUAGAAAGUUUUACCAGAUGACAGGACAUGACUUUGGCUGGGACUGAGAGGGAAAACUAUGAUGACAGACCCGUCUCUGUCUGUGUUUUUUAUAAGUUUAUCACUCUGGAGAUAUUGUUAUACAGUGUAUGUACAGUAUUUGGUGGAUGUGUAAAAAGUUCAGAAGUCUAUUUUAUGAUAAUUUAUUGUUAUGAUAUUAACUCACUGAGUUGCCUAACCAGGUUUCUUCAUGAUCUAACAUACACAGUUUUAAUUCUCAUUAAAAACAUGAACGUUUUUUCUAUAAGCACAAUGUUUUUACGGGUAUUAUGAGCAGGGUCAGUUUUUUUUUUUUUCUCGGCUUCUUGUGGGCCACCAUUUCUUCUUCCUGGACUUUUCAAAAUGCUGGUUUUGUUUCACCUUAAGCUGAAUGAGAUCCAGCUUUACAAACAACUGGUAAUAUCCCCUUAACAUUUGCCUGACCCUCAAGAGGUCUGUGGACCCACUUAGUCAGGUCGAUACUGGCCUCAGCUGAUCCAGUGCCACUUGCCAGGUGGAUCAAUACAGUAAUAGCUCCUCAUCAUGUCAAUUAGACCUGAGUGAUGGCUCUGCCUCAAACUCCCGAGCACCGUAAUAAAACGUGGAUCCAUUAAUGUUAGUAAGUUUAUGGUUGACCCUUGAGCCAACUUUAAGUUAAUAUAAUAAUAUAAAUUUCCACUGCAAUAUUUUGACUUAACCACUAUUUAUACUGUUUCUGCAAAGGAAUGUUGAUCAGGAUCCAAUAGAGGGUCCUGUCACGAUACUUUGGGGAUGUUUUUUAUUCGGUGUCCACAAACCUGACGCACAGAUUUCACAAUGCCUAAUCAGUUAUUUCUCUUUCCAAAAAGAAAAUGAUUCAGCUUCAUUGAUCUAUACUGAAAUGGUUCUCAUUGAUCAUUUUGUUCAGUUCAUUUUUUUUUUAAAUCACAGGUGAUGCUAGAUGUGGUAAUGAAGCCCGUACCCAUUAUACAUCAACUGACGCAAAUAAGCAUUUCUCUAAAUAUGUGUAGUUUACAUUCAGCUCUGUCUGAAGAGAAUUAAAAUAAACCAUCUUGGGGCAAAAUUCCUCCCUCAUGUAAACAUUAUGUUUGGUUGAGUUUUAUUCAAUCAACACUCAUUUGUGAGCAUUUUCACGGACGUCAUUCUAUAAUGAUGUAAUGCGACCCCGCUUUUGUAGAGGCACUAUUUUGCUGUAUGCAUUGCUUUACAAACAUGGAUGUGAAGCAGGUUUGACUGAGAAGCUGAUUAAAAGGUGCAGUCAUGUCAUUUUUAUGAAGUAAGAAAUAAAAAUAUAAAAAUGUUUUACCAAAA
Molecule: messenger RNA, 2738 nt
Organism: Scatophagus argus
Lineage: Eukaryota; Metazoa; Chordata; Actinopteri; Scatophagidae
Gene: hs3st3b1a
Product: heparan sulfate (glucosamine) 3-O-sulfotransferase 3B1a
Exons: 2
Coding region: 344-1456 (370 amino acids)
Molecular function (GO): [heparan sulfate]-glucosamine 3-sulfotransferase activity
Source: RefSeq, a predicted model, not a curated record